Molecule: messenger RNA, 2035 nt
Organism: Terrapene triunguis (Three-toed box turtle)
Lineage: Eukaryota; Metazoa; Chordata; Testudines; Emydidae
Gene: PCGF2
Product: polycomb group ring finger 2
Exons: 10
Coding region: 86-1084 (332 amino acids)
Biological process (GO): negative regulation of transcription by RNA polymerase II
Cellular component (GO): PRC1 complex
Molecular function (GO): promoter-specific chromatin binding
Source: RefSeq, a predicted model, not a curated record
GGAGCUCGCUGUUUUCCCAACCCUGCUCGUCCCCCCCCUGAAAAGAUCCGGGAUCAGAGAGGAUCUGCUGAGGCCCGGAUCCAAAAUGCACAGAACCACCAGGAUAAAGAUCACUGAGCUGAAUCCCCACUUGAUGUGUGCUUUGUGUGGCGGCUACUUCAUAGAUGCAACCACCAUAGUGGAAUGUUUACACUCCUUCUGUAAAACCUGCAUCGUCCGCUACCUGGAGACCAACAAAUACUGUCCCAUGUGUGAUGUCCAGGUGCAUAAAACCAGGCCCCUGCUCAGCAUCAGGUCUGACAAAACCUUACAAGACAUAGUGUACAAACUAGUCCCUGGGCUUUUCAAAGAUGAAAUGAAGAGACGGCGUGACUUCUAUGCAGCCUAUCCCAUGGCAGACGUUCCCAAUGGGUCUAAUGAGGAUCGUGGGGAAGUUUCCGAACAAGACAAAGGGAACCUGACAGAUGAUGAAAUUGUCAGCUUAUCCAUAGAGUUUUACGAAGGAAUGAGAGAUGAAAAGAAAGGGACGAUUGAAAACGGGGAUGCGGAGAAGGAAAAAAAGAACGGUGUAAGGUUCCUCCGGUGUCCUGCUGCCAUGACAGUCAUGCAUCUGGCUAAAUUUCUCCGCAAUAAGAUGGAUGUUCCCAGCAAGUACAAAGUGGAAGUUCUCUACGAAGAUGAACCUUUAAAGGAAUAUUACACGCUUAUGGACAUCGCCUAUAUCUAUCCUUGGAGAAGGAAUGGGCCUCUCCCUUUGAAAUACCGAGUGCAGCCAGCUUGCAAGAGACUAAAACUGUCCCAGCCUGCAAACUCUGAAUGCACCAACACCAGCGGAGCAUCCGAGUGCGAAUCCGUCAGCGACAAAGCCAACAGCCCAGCCACCUUGCCCGCCACCUCCUCGUCCCUGCCAAGCCCUGCCACACCUUCCCAUGGGUCGCCCAGCUCCAACACCACUACGAUAAGCAUCCCUGCCAACCCCGGCACCAUACUCAAUGGCACCUCGAACUGCCACCAAAUGCCACCCUCCUCCAGCAGGGGGCGCAAAAUGACUGUGAAUGGCAGCACAGCAUCUGCCUUGACCUAGAAGGGACCCCUGGGGCAUGACUUUCCAUUUUAUAUAUAAAUAUAUAUGUGUAUAUAGGAAAAAAAAUUAUACAUACUUAUUUUCUAUUGAUUGACCAGAUUAAUUUAAAAUGCAAACAACAGACACAAAAUGUGGUUGAGUAUUUUUUAAUGAUUUUUUUUUUUGUCUUCAACUUUAUGGAACUUGCAUGCCAUGAGCCCAAGUUUAGGUAAAAGCGGCAGCCCCUUCAUUUUCUAUACCUUCGGUCACCCCAGGAGCUAAUGGGACUCCGUAGUAACGGAUACACAGGUAAUGGCAAAGCACAUGGACUGAAAGUCUCAAUCCUCGGUGUAAGUGCAUUUGUGGUGCUGUCACUUUCUUCCAAAAGGAUGAGGCUUGUCCAGGCAUUUCUUAAGAGCCACAUCUGAUGUCAUGCUUGUGUCUGCCUCCCCUACCCCCUUUCCUGACUGGUUUAGGGAUGAAGAACCUAAAAGCAGAUGUUGAGUGUUUUGUGCGUAUGGACAGGCAGGAAGUGGGUCUUAGAGCUUUGUAAAUCCUGCAGUUCUUCCACUAGCCAAACUCUCAUGGACUUUAAGCCAGAAGCUUGCCUGGAGUUAGGGCCAUUGGCUAAAAUUUUCAGAAGUACCUAAAUGAUUUAGGAGCCCCAGUUCCAUAGAAAGACAAUGACCUAUGUGAUUUAGGAGCCCAAAUCAAUGUGGUGCUUUUGAACAUGUUACCCAUAGGGUGUUAUGUCCAGAGCAGCCUAGGGGAUUUAGACACACCUUCCAUUAAUUUAAAGGGAAGAGUUUGGUCUGAUUCCUCCCCCACCCCCAAGAGUGCAUACAGCCCCAGCGGAAGCCAGCAAGAGCUGCAGGUGUUGUGCACCUCUGAAAAUCAGGUCCCAUGAGUCACAUUUUUCAAAAGAAGUCAGGGCCAGAUUUCUGGGAACAUGCUGAAGUGUGUUGUUCCCCC